UUUCACAUUGUGUCACAAUCUAACUUCUAGCUUUCUAGAUUCCUGCGGAUCACAUCAUUAAAAUGUUGUGGCUUUUGUCAAUGGUUUUGGCUCUCAUCACAGUGCUUGACGCCUGUCCGAUACCCUGCAAAUGUGAAGAUCAUGACAUCAUAAUUUGUUCGGACCAGAGACUUCUGGAGCUCCCUCAUCUGCCUCAGAGUACCAAGCAAUUAUAUGCUACACAUAAUAUGAUUCAAGCUCUCCCAGAUGAAGGUUUGGAAGGAUUGUCGAUUCUCGAUCUCACCAAGAAUGUCUUCAAAUUGUCACUCAAUACCAACUGGCAGAACAUUAGCAAUCUUACAAAGCUAUUUCUGAGUGGAAAUAGACUGAGCACAUUAACACCAAGACAGUUUCAGGGGCUGUUCAACCUCAAAAUAUUAGAUCUCAGUGACAACUACAUUGAAACACUUCCUCAGAAGUUCCUUUACGGUCUGACCAAGCUUCAGAUCCUUAAUCUGAAUAUGAACAAGAUAUUACGUUUAUCCUAUGGGGUCCUGGAUGGAGCUCCUGUCCUUAAGGACCUCCAGCUCAGAAAUAACAUGAUCGAGAUGGUCGAGGUAGGUGUGUUUGAGAACUGCACACAUCUAGAUCAAAUUUAUCUGUCAAUGAACAACCUAAAAAGUGUAGGUAAUGGGAGUUUUAAGGGUGCCAUAGGUCUAAAUCACCUCGAUCUUAGUCGAAAUGGAAUAGUUGCCGUACCUACCGGUGUCCUUCAGGACACUCUGAACCUCACUAGCCUCUAUCUUCAAAAAAAUAACAUAACUUCAAUUCCUGAGGACAUUUUCUCUGAGAUUCCCAUGCUGAAGCAUUUGGAUUUGAGUCAUAAUGCUCUUGUUUCCAUGUCCGACGGUUCUCUCAGAGGUCUCUCCCAGCUGGGCGCAUUGGAUCUGAGUUUCAAUCAGUUGCGGAUGCUAACGUCACAUGUGUUUCAGGACUUGGCAAAGCUUGAGAGCCUUAAUUUGUAUCACAACGAUCUGAUGUUGCUUCCGAACGGCCUGUUCAAUAACUUAAGCAGGGUAACAGAACUUCAGCUGGACAACAAUAAUAUUUUUGUAAUUCCACCGGACCUCUUUCACCCACUUUCAGCUUUGCACGAUCUGCAACUGGACAACAACCACAUUUCGGAGCUCCAUUCACACACACUUAUGAAGCUGAGGAAGCUUAAGCAUCUCGAUCUUUGCAACAAUGAUCUUGUGAAGAUUCCCACGCACCUCUUCAAAAGGACACGCCAUCUGAGGGAUCUUAACCUGGAGAACAAUCAUAUCCGUUACAUUCCAAAAUUGUCCUUUAAACACUUAGUCAAGCUACAGACCCUGAAACUCAGCAACAACCACCUGUCAAGACCCUUUGCAGAUCUACUGACUAGUCUUAGUCAUUUACGGGAGUUAUGGCUCAGUGAAAACCAGAUAGAAACCAUCCCUAUUGGAUUUUUCACAGGUCUUACAAAACUGAGGUUUCUGGAUUUGUCCAACAAUAAACUGCAUUCCAUCUCUUCUGAUGCCUUCAAAGAUCUGUCCGCAUUGAAAGAGCUGGAUCUGAGAUUCAAUGCUCUCGAUAAACUUCCAGAUGACAUCUUCACAUCUUUGAUAAAUCUCAAAAGGCUCCACUUGGAAAACAACCAGCUCACACACUUGCCCACCAAAGUGUUUUCCGCUCUAUCCAGAUUGGAAGAGCUCCAUUUGGACAAAAACCAGAUCCAGCACAUUCAUCCAACACAGUUUGAAGGCUUAGUGAUGUUACGCGAACUUGAUAUUAAAUUUAAUCAACUGCGCUAUAUGGACAAAGGGACUCUGGUGCCUUUAGCAAAUCUAACACUUAUCUAUCUUAAUGGGAAUCCAUGGGAUUGCUCUUGUGUGUUCAUUCUCUAUCUAAGUCAGUGGUUUAACAAUAAUACUCGCUUAGUAAAAACUACACCCAUGUGCUCUUCUGGUCAAUAUCUUUCCUAUCCAGCUCUGUUCCCAUAUUCGUUAUCACAGCAUUGUGCAUAUUCUGCAUGCAUCUCUUUUAACACAGAGAAAUUAAUGGUUCUCAUUGCUUUCACUCUGGGUUUUCUUUUAUUUUGAGAUCUAGCUAUCUGUGCUGUGCUAAACCCUGAGAUCUGUGUGGUUAAAACACCACUUCUUCUGUGCAAAUGAUUUAUGCUUUUGACCUCUGAAAUGCAUGCAACUGUUGGCAUCAGAGGAGCAAUAU
Molecule: messenger RNA, 2229 nt
Organism: Sinocyclocheilus rhinocerous
Lineage: Eukaryota; Metazoa; Chordata; Actinopteri; Cypriniformes; Cyprinidae
Product: insulin-like growth factor-binding protein complex acid labile subunit
Exons: 1
Coding region: 63-2102 (679 amino acids)
Molecular function (GO): protein binding
Source: RefSeq, a predicted model, not a curated record